AUGAUGAAGGCUGUGAGUUUUCUGCUUCAUUUUGCCUUCCUCUUCACCUUAACACAAGGCAGAUCAAUCAUCCCACAGCCCCAACCUCUCAGAUCCUUCAAGCUCAGCAAUAACCAGUAUGCAGGGAGCUGUUCCUACACAGUAUCAAUAAAGACUAGCUGUUCUUCACCCAGAUACACACGAGAUCAGAUCAGUAUUGCAUUUGGUGAUGCUUAUGGCAAUCAGGUGUAUGCACCCAGAAUAGACGAUCCAUCUUCGAGGGCAUUCGAGAGUUGCUCCACGGAUACAUUUCAGAUUUCUGGGCCAUGUGCGUACCAGAUCUGUUAUGUGUAUCUCUAUAGGAAUGGAUACGAUGGGUGGAAAACACAGACAGUGACAAUCUAUGGUCAUUACACCAAAUCCGUCACAUUUUAUUACAACUCUUUUAUUCCCAAUGGAAUUUGGUAUGGGUUUAAUCAUUGUAAUGGUGGUGCUUCAGCAGCGUUAUCCACUUCAAGCAUGUAG
Molecule: messenger RNA, 504 nt
Organism: Prunus armeniaca (apricot)
Lineage: Eukaryota; Viridiplantae; Streptophyta; Magnoliopsida; Rosales; Rosaceae
Source: the annotation of a GenBank genome assembly